CGCAGGAAACUGCAACGAUUGCUGGUUUCAGCCGCUAGGGGCGACGAUUUUCAGGAAAUUUUCAGUUUUUCUAAACUUAGAAACGCUUCCGGGUGCAAAGGUGCGAACCACACACGGAACGUCAUACUAGACAAAAAACACAAGAUAAGAUAACCCCCAGUGGUUCAAUUGGGGGGAUUAAAAUUUCACGGAACUAAUAUCACAGUUUAAAGCUGGGUCGAGUGACAUAACACUUUUCCAGUCUUUGUUUCGCUGGUAGGAAGUAGUGAAACAGCAAUGUCACAUUGUUAUCAUUCAAGUCGUCCACGCAUUUACUGCGUCGCGAAUUAAGCUUUUGUCUCAAUGUAACCAUUUCGUAAUCUAAUUGACAAAAUGAUAAAACGAAUUCUUUUUUCUAUUAUUCGUCCACAAUGACUCGCGAACACCAAAUCAAACUCGAAGAAGGCGAUGAAAAAAACGACAGUGCCUUGAUUUUAACCAACGAAAAGCCGGUUUAUUCAAUCCCAUGGCGCUCUUCCCUCCGACAGAUCGUAGCGUGCUGUGUCGCACACAGCCUUGUGAUCCAAGCAGGCAUUAAUAUGUCGUUCAGCGCCAUCUUACUACCGCAGCUGAACGAAAAGUCGAGUGAUAUACAUAUUUCCAAAUCAGAGGCGUCUUGGAUCGCAAGUAUAGUCGCAAUAGCCCUUCCAGCGGGUUCGUUGAUCAUCGGCCCGCUUAUGGACCGCUUCGGGCGCAAAACUUUGUGUAUUUGUACGACUAUACCCUUCGCCAUCUCGUGGAUAAUCCAUGCGGCGGCGAAAAGCGUCUGGCAUUUGUAUUUAGCUCGGAUUAUAGCCGGCUUUAGCGGCGGCUUAACAACCGUAGCUUUGGUAUAUGUGAGCGAAAUCACUCACCCAAACUACAGAACAAUGUUAUUGAGCCUUAACAGCGUUUUUGUCUCGUUUGGAAUUCUUUUUACUUGCGUUUUAGGUUUAUGGUUUCCAUGGCGCGUCAUAGCCACCAUCAAUUGUUUCCUGGUCUUGGCCACCUUGAUCCUCUUGUGGUUUUUACCCGAGAGCCCUCACUGGUACACAGUUUUCAAAAACAAGCCAGACCAGGCUGCCAAAUCACUUGAGUGGCUCUACAAGGACCCACAAAUUUUCGAAAAUCAGUUGAGACUAUUGGAUACAAGUGCCAAAAAUCGCCGAAAGUCACGAAUCGAUUGGAGUUUUUACAAAGAAUCGGUUGUCUAUAAGCCGUUUUUCAUUCUUUUUGUUAUUUUCGUGAUCCAGCAAUUGUCGUGCGGUUAUGUUAUUAUUUUUUACGCCGUUGAUUUGUUUCGGGAAAUUGGGGGCCAUUUUCGUAACGGUUUGGAUGAAUUCGUUGCGUUGGUUCUUCUAGGUUCGAUUAGGUUUGUUAUGUCGAUAAUUUCGGCGCUAAUUUCGAAACGUGUGGGCCGAAGGCCCCUAUUUUUUGUUUCGGGGUUAGGCCAAUGUCUUACUAGUCUAGUGGCCGGGGUUUAUAUGUAUUUCACGGUGAUUCCCCCGGACGAGUUGGCCAAACUGAGUAUUCACAAGGAUAAGGGCGACAAUAUCGCCCUCUAUUGUGUGUUGGGUUAUGUUUGCUUCAGUUCUUUGGGUUAUUUGGUGAUUCCGUGGACGCUAAUCGGGGAAUUGUUCCCCGUUAAGGUCCGCGGCGUCUUAGGAGGCCUUAUGGUUUCGAUAGCUUACAUUUUUAUGUUUGUUGCGGUUAAAAUCUUCCCGUUUGUGCUCGAUUUGAUUAAAAUUCAAUGCGUCUUUUAUGUCAUGGCUGUGGUGAAUUUAUGCGGUGUUAUUUUCAUAUUCUUCUUCCUACCCGAAACGUUAGGAAAAACGUUUAACGAUAUUGAAGCUUAUUUUAAACGAGUUGGUUAAGUUUAAUAAAUGAUUUAUUUUUGGA
Tribolium castaneum (red flour beetle) is the source of this 1917-nucleotide messenger RNA. RefSeq names its product facilitated trehalose transporter Tret1. Gene Ontology annotation, biological process: transmembrane transport. Gene Ontology annotation, cellular component: membrane. NCBI's taxonomy places the organism in Eukaryota, Metazoa, Arthropoda, Insecta, Coleoptera, Tenebrionidae. The record is from RefSeq and is a predicted model, not a curated record. Gene Ontology annotation, molecular function: transmembrane transporter activity. Bases 411 to 1892 code for a protein of 493 amino acids. The transcript has 7 exons.